GGGGUUAAUGCUUCCUGUUUCUGUUAGUUCUAUGGCUUCUGAUGUGUUGAGAGGUUACUGGGGACAAAGGCUUUUAUGGGAGCUUGGUGGUUAUGUUGCUGUUUAUCCACCUACAGCUCACCGGUUUGAUAGAAUCGAGGCUUACCCUUUUGCUGAGGAGAAGGAUCUUCAUGUCAAUGUUGGUCGUUUAAUAGAUUUUUUACUUGUUUGGAGAUCAGACAAGCAUAGUUUCUUUGAGACGAUCCUUGAUUUGAGCUUUGCUAUGGCUGAAGAAGGGUUUUGGACUGAACAGGAUGUGAAAUUUACAGCUGCUUGGCUUCAGGAUUUGAUUGCUGUUGGGUACCAACAGCCGAGAUUGAUGUCGUUGGAAUUGGAUCGCCCGCGAGCAAGUAUUGGUCAUGGGGAUAGAAAAGAGUUUGUUCCUCGGAAGUUGCCUUCGGUUCAUCUUGGGGUUGAGGAGACUGGCACAGUGAGCACUGAGAUAGGAAACUUGAUUAGGUGGAGGAAGAAUUUUGGUAAUGUAGUGCUUGUUAUGUUCUGUAGUGGUCCUGUUGAACGCACAGCUCUCGAGUGGAGGUUACUUUACGGCCGGAUAUUCAAAACCGUUGUGAUAUUGUCUUCUCAGAAAAACUCGGAUCUUUAUGUGGAAGAAGCCAAACUCGAUCACAUUUACAAGCAUCUACCAAAGAUAUUUGAUCGGUACAGCAGCGCAGAAGGAUUUUUGUUUGUUGAAGAUGAUACAAUUCUCAAUUACUGGAAUCUACUUCAAGCUGACAAGUCUAAGAUUUGGACUACAGACAAGGUAUCGAAGUCAUGGACAUCAGUGAAACCGACAGGGAACUCUGAUUGGUUUUCUGUACAAGCCGAGCUAGUGAAGAACACUGUAAGUACGAUGCCACUGGAAACAAGGCUGAAUUAA
Camelina sativa (false flax) is the source of this 919-nucleotide messenger RNA. The record is from RefSeq and is a predicted model, not a curated record. Lineage: Eukaryota; Viridiplantae; Streptophyta; Magnoliopsida; Brassicales; Brassicaceae.